Messenger RNA from Myzus persicae (green peach aphid), 1047 nucleotides. RefSeq names its product nucleoside diphosphate kinase 6-like. Bases 173 to 703 code for a protein of 176 amino acids. The transcript has 4 exons. Lineage: Eukaryota; Metazoa; Arthropoda; Insecta; Hemiptera; Aphididae. Gene Ontology annotation, molecular function: nucleoside diphosphate kinase activity. Gene Ontology annotation, biological process: GTP biosynthetic process; UTP biosynthetic process; CTP biosynthetic process. The record is from RefSeq and is a predicted model, not a curated record.
GUCCACUAAAAUAAUAUAUCAUUAUAUUAAAAUAUCAUGCCUUUUUAUUUUCAGGUUUUAUAUAUUUUUGAGUGGAGUGAAUUAUGUGAGUUUAUUCAAUAGUUAUUAGUAAUAAUAUAAUAUUAUCAUCAAAUUGUUUAGUAUUAGAAAUGGAUGAUAUGUUUUCACUAAGAUGACAUCUGUCAAGCGUUUGCAAUUGACUUUAGCCAUCAUGAAACCUCAUGUGGUGUCCAGUCCAUUUUCUUUGCUCGAUAUUAGGCGAACAAUACUGGACAAUGGUUUUUACGUUGUACGGUCAAAGCGCCAAACAAUUAAACUGGAACAGGCAGAGGAAUUUUAUAGAGAACACAAGUCAAAGUUUUUUUAUAACAGACUCAUCACAUUCAUGACAAGUGGACCAUCAGAAGCAUAUAUAUUGGCUAGGGAAGAUGCAAUUUCAGUUUGGCGCCGUUUGAUGGGUCCAACUAAAGUUUUUCAAUGCCAGCUAAGUAAUCCCGAUUCUAUUAGAGCUAAACAUGGACUCACUGAUACUAGAAAUGCCACACAUGGAUCUGAUUCUGAUGAAUCGGUUCGCAAAGAAGUCAGCAUAAUGGUGCCACAAUUUUGUUUUGAUCAAUGGAAACAAACCGAAGAGCCUAUGUUUAGAAAUGGGAGAGUACAGUUUAAUGAUAAACAAUUUAUUCAUUCUGCGCAUGAAAGUUAGGUUAUUUUGUGUAUCAUGAUGAUUUUCAUUAAAUCAAUUAUGAUUAUUGUUGGCUACAUUGUUAAUAGUUUCUUUAGAUAUAUUAUUGAAACAAACCAAAUAUUAGUAUUAAUAUCAAUAUUAGGCUUGUUCUGUAGAAUUCUAAGUCAUAAAAAAGUUGAGACUUAAUAAUAAACUAAUUGCAAUGUAUUAUCUCUUAUAAAAUGUAUUUUAUAAUUAUUUUACGUAAGAUAUAAUAUUAAAUCAAUCAAAUAUGCUCUAUGUUACCAUUUAUACCAUAAUAACUACCAUUAUGUUUACUAUUGAUAUUAAGUUGAUUAUACAUUUUUGUUUAAAACCUUGAA